Messenger RNA from Lynx canadensis (Canada lynx), 2209 nucleotides. RefSeq names its product nuclear factor, erythroid 2 (gene NFE2). The transcript is spliced from 4 exons. Gene Ontology annotation, cellular component: nucleus. The record is from RefSeq and is a predicted model, not a curated record. Gene Ontology annotation, molecular function: RNA polymerase II cis-regulatory region sequence-specific DNA binding; DNA-binding transcription factor activity, RNA polymerase II-specific. The coding region runs from base 809 to 1930 and encodes 373 amino acids. NCBI's taxonomy places the organism in Eukaryota, Metazoa, Chordata, Mammalia, Carnivora, Felidae. Gene Ontology annotation, biological process: regulation of transcription by RNA polymerase II.
CUCAGGCCGAGGGCUUCACAGUGGAGGCUGGUGCGCCGCCCGGCGCUCUCCCUCCAUACUCAGUGCUCAGUAAUGGCCCGGGGGCGGGGCGCAGCCCUCCCCCGUUUUCAGAGGUAGCAGAGAUCCUCACCCAGGAGGUGUCAGCCCAGGCCCAGCCUCCCCAGAGACAGCACCCCGGAGCCACAUCUCUCUCCUCACUCUGCUUGGACCCUGCACAGGAACCCUGGAAGCCUGGCUGUGUGGGUUGGGGUAUGGCUGAGAUGACCCUGCAGGGACAUAGGACAGAGAGGUCCAGUGUCCCCAGAGACCAUUCCUCCUCUGCUGCCUCCAGCUGAUAAACCUCUUAUCUGGCACGAGCAGGGGAGCCCAGAGCCAGGAUAGGAGGAGAAGGCAGGGCUGCUAUCAGCCACCAGGCCUGGGCCAUAUCUCGGAGAAGGGGAGGGGCUGUCUGCUUGGCUCUUCCCACAACACACUCCUUGGGGAUCCCCAAGCACUUACUCUCAUCUUGAGAACAUGAGACAGAGGAGGAGGAAAACUGAGGACAGAGGAGGAAAGCCAGAGUGAUCCCUGAUGUUGCCCCAGAACAAGGGAAAAAAACCAAAGCAAAACAAACCAGAAGAUGUGACUUCUGCCCUGCCCAGCGAUACGGUUUUGGGGGAGUAAGAAGUAGGAGGAAGAGAAGGAGGCGUCUUGUCUGAAAAAGAAGGUGAAGCCCUACUGUGCUCCCAAAGGAACCGACUACAGCCACAGCAGGUUGCAGGGGCCUUUUGGGCUUUGGGGACCCUGGACCAGGCCCUGGCCCAGUAGGAUGCCCCCGUGUCCUCCCCAGCAGAGCAGGAACAGGGUGACACAGUUGCCCACUCUGGAGCUGGGCGAGAUGGAACUGACCUGGCAAGAGAUCAUGUCCAUCACUGAGCUGCAGGGACUAAAUGCUCCAAGUGAGACGUCGUUUGAGCCCCCUGCCCAGGCCCCAUACCCUGGACCCCCACCGCCCCCAACUUACUGCCCCUGCUCAAUCCACCCAGAUGCUAGCUUCUCCCUUCCUCCACCACCCUAUGAGCUCCCAGCACCCACAUCUCAUGUCCCAGACCCCUCAUACUCCUAUGGCAACAUGGCCAUACCAGUCUCCAAGCCACUGACUCUCUCCGGUCUGCUCAGUGAGCCCCUCUCAGAUCCUUUGGCUCUCCUGGACAUUGGGCUGCCAGGGGGGCCCCCCAAGCCUCAAGAAGACCCAGAAUCUGACUCAGGAUUAUCCCUCAACUAUAGCGAUGCUGAAUCUCUUGAGCUGGAGGGGACAGAGGCUGGCCGACGGCGCGGCGAGUAUGUAGAGAUGUACCCGGUGGAGUACCCCUACUCACUUAUGCCCAAUUCCUUAGCCCACCCCAACUAUGCCUUGCCACCUGCAGAGACCCCCUUAGCCUUAGAACCCUCCUCAGGCCCUGUGCGGGCCAAGUCCACUGCACGGGGGGAGGCGGGGAGUCGGGAUGAGCGACGGGCCCUGGCCAUGAAGAUUCCCUUCCCGACGGACAAGAUUGUCAACUUGCCGGUAGAUGACUUUAAUGAGCUGUUGGCGCGGUACCCACUGACGGAGAGCCAGCUGGCAUUGGUCCGGGACAUCCGACGGCGGGGUAAGAACAAGGUGGCCGCCCAGAACUGUCGCAAGAGAAAGUUGGAGACCAUCGUGCAGUUGGAGCGGGAACUGGAGAGGCUGGGCAGCGAGCGGGAGCGGCUCCUCCGGGCCAGAGGGGAGGCCGACCGGACCCUGGAGGUCAUGCGCCAACAGCUGACAGAGCUGUACUGUGACAUUUUCCAGCACCUGCGGGAUGAAGCCGGCAACAGCUACUCCCCUGAAGAGUAUGCUUUGCAACAGGCCGCUGAUGGGGCCAUCUUCCUGGUGCCCCGGGGGACCAAGAUGGAGGCCACAGACUGAGCUGGCCGAAGGGGUGGGACUGUGAUGGAGAUUUCCUUUAGUCCCUUCCGAUCAAGGUACUCCCCAACCCUGAGGCCCAGAAGGAACUGGGUUCUCUAGACCAGAAGGGGACAGUGGGAAACCUGGCGUUUGGAGGGUCCACAGCGUGUUCAGGAAGGCUUGCCUUGAGACAAGCACGUGAGGGGAGGGUUGGAAUCUCUUUGCAGUGAUUCAGCUUCCCGGGGCUCCAACCUCCUCCUCUUGUUUGAGCUUUGAUAUAUAAAGCGCUCUACACUAAUA